Molecule: messenger RNA, 1701 nt
Organism: Lottia gigantea (owl limpet)
Lineage: Eukaryota; Metazoa; Mollusca; Gastropoda; Lottiidae
Exons: 4
Coding region: 1-1701 (566 amino acids)
Source: RefSeq, a predicted model, not a curated record
AUGGAGGAUAGUGAAUUUUGCUGUGGUGUUUGUAAUGAAAAGUUUGAAGACAAUGAAAAUUUGAUAGCUCAUAUGACAGAUCAUGUUGGCAAACCUAUUGAAAAUCAUAAGAAACGUAGUUAUACUUGUGGAUUAUGUGAGAAGGACUUCAAAGAUUCUGGUAAUCUUCAUAGACAUAUGAGAACUCAUACAGGAGAGAAACCAUUUUCUUGUGGUUUGUGUCAUAAAACAUUUACACGAGGCUGUAACUUACAGAGACAUGAACGAACACAUACUGGAGAAAAACCUUAUAAUUGCGAUCUCUGUGGUAAAUCAUUUAGUGAAAAUGGAACAUUAAGUCGACAUAGAAAGUUGCAUUAUGAAGAAAAACCAUUUAAAUGUGAAAUUUGUGGAAAAUCUUAUGUAAGAGGAUGUUUGUUAAAAACCCACCUUAAACUCCAUACUGGAGAAAAACCUUUCAAAUGUGAAAUUUGUCAUAAAAAGUUUGCUGAUAUGAGUUAUGUGAAGCGUCACAUGAAAAUCCACUCUGAUAAUAAACAUUUCCGCUGUGAUAUUUGUCAAAAAAUGUUUGUACGAAAUGACAAUCUGAUCGCCCAUAUUCGUCUGCAUACUGGAGAGAAACCUUUCUGUUGUGGAGUCUGUGGGAAAACUUUUUAUCAAGAAAACUACGUCCGUCGGCAUAUUAAACACCACACUGGAGAGAAACCAUUUAAAUGUGAUAUAUGUAGUAAAUCAUUUAUAGAGAAAGGGGAUUUAAAAGCUCAUAUGAAGUUUCACUAUAAAGAGAAGAACUAUCAAUGUGGAUAUUGUGGAAAAGGAUUUUAUCAAAGAACUUCUCAUAGAAGAAUUCAUACCAGAGAAAAACCAUUCAGUUGUUUAUAUUGUGAUAAAAAAUUUGUGACCAAACAACUGUGUAAAGAUCACAUGUGUUCUCAUACCAACAACUAUCCCUAUCAUUGUGAUGUUUGUGGUAAAUCAUUUACUAGACCAGGGCAAUUAACCACUCAUAAAGAAACACAUAACGGAAAAAUAGACUCUAACAGAUCCUAUAAAUGUGAUUUUUGUGAUAAAUCAUUUACUUCAUCUUCUACCCUUAGAGCUCACAGAAGUAUACAUACUGGAGAAAAACCCUUUGAUUGUUUAUACUGCGGUAAAAAAUUUGUUACAAAGAGAGGCUGCUCUGAUCACAUGACAAUACACACCAAUGUAAAACCUCAUAAAUGUGAAGAAUGUAAUAAAGCAUUUCUUCGUCCAGGUCAGCUGACUAUACAUAAAGAAAUUCAUAAAGGUGGGAACCCGUUUACUUGUGAAACAUGUGGCAUGUCUUUUCCAACUCAAGGAGCAGAUUCUACAGAAUGUCAUUUCUGUGGUAAAUCAUUUGUUCAUAUUGACCUCCAUAUUAAAACUGUACACACUGGAGAAAAAGACUUCAUUUGUGAAGUUUGUGGUAAGGCAUUUGCUGGGAAAAAUGGUCUGAAGAAACACAUGGAGACCCAUUCUGGAGCUAAACCAUUUCAGUGUGAGAUAUGUUGUAGAAGUUUUCUGCGUAACACUGCUAUGAUGAGACAUAUGACUAUACAUAGUGAGGAGAAACCGUACGUUUGUGAAAUUUGUGAUAAGUCAUUUCAUAGAAAAGAUACUUUAACAAGUCACCAGAAAGUUCAUUUUAAAAAUAUAAUUCAAUAUGCAACUAAAUUUUGA